This is a messenger RNA of Penicillium canescens, 1023 nucleotides long. Its product is annotated as hemolysin-III family protein. NCBI's taxonomy places the organism in Eukaryota, Fungi, Ascomycota, Eurotiomycetes, Eurotiales, Aspergillaceae. The transcript has 2 exons. Gene Ontology annotation, cellular component: membrane. The record is from RefSeq and is a predicted model, not a curated record. Gene Ontology annotation, molecular function: signaling receptor activity. The coding region runs from base 1 to 1023 and encodes 340 amino acids.
AUGGCAUCCGCUCCCCGUCUUCGAGUUCCGUCCCCGCAUCCCCCAGAGGCGCACAAAGCGCGGGCAAUGGAAUCUAUCAGCGACACCGCGUCCAAGGCCCGCAAGGCAGGACGGCCAGCUCUUCUAUGGUUCGAUGAGAUGCCGAAAUGGUUCCGACUUGAAUCUAACCAGUGGAUUCUCCGUGGCUAUCGGCCCAUCUCAGGCUCGGCUCACGCUUCGUUCUGCAGUUGGUCGUAUAUUCACAACGAGUCAGUCAACAUCUAUUCUCACCUCAUACCAGCCGUUUUCUUCCUGUGUGGCGAGUGGUAUAUCCCGCAGUACCUUGCCAGCAGAUACUCCGGGGCCACUGGCGCCGAUAUUAUUGCUUUCUCCAUCUUCAUGUUGACAGCCGCCACGUGCCUGUCGUUGUCGGCAACGUACCACACCUUGAUGAACCACUCCCGAGAGAUGGGACAUUUCUGCCUGCGACUGGACAUGCUGGGUAUAGUGAUCUUCAUACUGGGCGACCUUGUCUUGGGAAUAUACAUGGUUUUCUGGUGUGAACCGUUGCCACGCAAUAUCUACUGGUCUUUGGUUAAUUGGAGUUUUCGGGACGUUGACCAUCUUCAUGACAAUGCAUCCCAAGUUCCAGGGCCCAAAGUAUCGCCUUUUCCGAGCAUUGAUGUUCGUGGCGACUGGCUUGUCCGGUGUUGCACCCUUGAUUCAUGGACUCAAUGUGUUCGGCAUGUCGCAGAUGAUGAGAAAAGCUUUUCCCUAUACUCUGGCAAAAGCAGGCUGCCUUCUAUCUGGGACUUUUUUUAUGCAGUAAGUCUCCCAAUUCCGCACACAAGAGAGAAAAUGACCCUAACACAUGUGGUUCUGGAGACCAGGUUUCCCGAAAGCCAAUAUCCUGGCAAAUUCGACCUAUGGGGCUCCCAUUCGAUCUUUCACAUCCUGGUCGUAUGCGCCGCUGUGGUCCAGUUGAUGGGGUAUCUGGAUGCCUUUGACUAUGCGCAGGCAAAUCUUACUUGCUCGUCCCUUUGA